Molecule: messenger RNA, 2130 nt
Organism: Drosophila navojoa
Lineage: Eukaryota; Metazoa; Arthropoda; Insecta; Diptera; Drosophilidae
Gene: Su(var)2-10
Product: E3 SUMO-protein ligase Su(var)2-10
Biological process (GO): protein sumoylation; regulation of transcription by RNA polymerase II
Cellular component (GO): chromatin
Molecular function (GO): zinc ion binding; SUMO ligase activity; transcription coregulator activity
Source: RefSeq, a predicted model, not a curated record
UGUCAAACGGUCACACUGAUCUUUAAUAAAAGUCAGACGCUAACGCUACGGGAACUUUUUGUCAUUUGUUUUAUUCUAAUAUGUUGAGAAAGUGUUUCUAUUUAAGUGCAUUGCGAACUCCAGUCGAGCGCCAGUAAAAUCACAUAUUUUGUGCUGAAUAAACAUCAAACGUAAACAAACAAUUGUGAUGCGAAAGACCCGCUCGCAAACUCAGGCGGAAAAUGCCGCUUCUACCACAACGCAGCAAUCAACGCCAACUGCAGUAAACACAUUUGAUGCGGCAAAAUUCAAGGAAUGUGAGCAAAUGGUGCAGAUGCUACGUGUUGUAGAGCUGCAAAAGAUUUUAUCGUUUCUAAACAUUUCCUUCGCUGGACGAAAAACCGAUCUGCAAGGUCGCAUCCUAUCGUUCCUGCGCACUAACUUGGAGCUACUCGCACCCAAGGUACAAGAAGUCUACGCUCAAUCCGUGCAAGAACAAACACCCACGCUGCAGUACAUAGAUCCAACCAGAAUGUACUCGCACAUGCAGCUGCCGGCUGUGCAGCCAAAUAAUGCGAGUCUCGUUGGUGGUGCACCGACACAGGUGCCGCAGGUGGGCACCGGUAAUCCCGCCCAGAUGCAAGUCGGCGCUGGCGGUGCACCCGGCAAUAUGCUACCCUUCCUUCACACGCACGGUAUGAACAGCCAGAUGCCCAUACAUCCAGAUGUGCGUCUGAAAAAGCUGGCAUUCUAUGAUGUCCUCGGCACACUGAUUAAGCCAUCAACCCUGGUGCCGCGCAAUACACAGCGUGUGCAAGAGGUGCCUUUCUAUUUCACACUGACGCCCCAGCAGGCCACAGAGAUAGCCACAAAUCGAGAUGUCCGUAAUAGUUCAAAAGUGGAGCACGCCAUACAAGUGCAGCUGCGAUUCUGUCUCGUGGAGACUUCGUGCGAGCAGGAGGAUUGUUUUCCGCCAAACGUCAAUGUCAAAGUAAACAACAAAUUAUGUCAGCUGCCUAAUGUCAUUCCUACAAAUCGCCCAAACGUGGAACCAAAACGUCCACCACGGCCAGUGAAUGUGACCUCAAAUGUGAAAUUGUCGCCGACAGUAACAAAUACAAUAAUGGUACAGUGGUGCCCAGACUACACACGUAGCUACUGCUUGGCUGUCUAUUUGGUAAAGAAGCUGACAUCCGCACAGCUCUUACAUCGUAUGAAGACAAAGGGCGUCAAGCCUGCAGAUUACACGCGUGCUCUGAUUAAGGAGAAGCUUACAGAGGAUGCGGACUGCGAGAUAGCCACGACCAUGCUGAAGGUGUCGCUUAAUUGCCCGCUGGGUAAAAUGAAAAUGUCACUGCCGUGUCGCGCAUCAACCUGUUCGCACUUGCAGUGCUUUGACGCCAGCCUCUACCUGCAAAUGAACGAGAGAAAGCCCACCUGGAAUUGUCCUGUGUGCGAUAGACCAGCCAUCUACGAUAAUUUAGUAAUUGAUGGCUAUUUCCAAGAGGUAUUAGGAUCCUCGUUGCUAAAGAGCGAUGAUACCGAGAUUCAGUUGCAUCAGGAUGGCUCGUGGAGUACACCAGGCCUACGUAGCGAGACUCAAAUACUAGAUACGCCAUCAAAGCCAGUUUCUAAAGUGGAGGUCAUAUCGGAUGAUGUUGAACUGAUUGACGACACCAAGCCGAUGAAGUCUGAUCUGUCUCCAAUGCCCGAGGAGCAGCCCACGUCCACUUCAAAUAGUGAAACCGUGGAUCUAACCUUAAGUGAUUCGGAUGAUGAUAUGCCGCUGGCCAAGCGGCGACCCCCAGCUAAACAAGCGAUUGCCACGUCCACAUCGAACGGAACGGGCGCAGUUCAACGUGGCUACGCCUCGUCUCAGCAGCCUCAAAAAACUGAUUCCCCCGAGCAGCAAGCAAUGCCAUCGCCUGAAACGCUACAGCAACAACAACAACAGCAACUGCUAGUUGGGGACCAACCGGCAGCUGCAAUGCAUGCGAGUCUAUUGGAGUCUCUCGCCGCAGCAGUUGCGGAUCAAAAGCAUUUUCAACUCCUGGAUCUGGCUGCAGUGGCAGCCGCUGCUGCUGCCACAGCGUCUGCCUCAGCGCAGAAUCCAAACGGAGCUCCAUAGACAAACACACACACCGCCAACAC